Messenger RNA from Amaranthus tricolor (Joseph's coat), 1187 nucleotides. RefSeq lists its product as uncharacterized. The record is from RefSeq and is a predicted model, not a curated record. Lineage: Eukaryota; Viridiplantae; Streptophyta; Magnoliopsida; Caryophyllales; Amaranthaceae. The transcript is spliced from 4 exons. Gene Ontology annotation, molecular function: oxidoreductase activity. Bases 242 to 712 code for a protein of 156 amino acids. Gene Ontology annotation, cellular component: endoplasmic reticulum lumen.
AAAAACAAGCAAUUAGAUUAAAUCAAAAGUAGUAUAAAUUAAUGUCAAUUUUCAAUUUAAAUCCAUUCCAAAUCAGAUCUAAAAUUAAACAAACCAAAUUGUAACCCAAUGCACAACUAUAAUCAUUUUGACCCGUAAAGAAGUCUUGCAACAUCAAAAUUCACAAACCAAUACUUCGAAAAUCAACAACACAUUUUCAGUGUUCUAUGCAAGGAGAAUUUGUAGCUAAACGAAAAGAGAGAUGAAGAUUAGUAUAUUGAUCUAUGUGAUCUUGAUCUUGGCGAUGACAUCAGUCUCUCAAGGACAGCAACUCAACUCUAAGGAUUGCGAGAAUUUGGGAUUUACGGGUCUAGCUCUAUGUUCUGACUGCAAAACUUUGUCUGAGUAUGUUAAAGACCAAGAACUGGUAUCUGACUGCCUGAAGUGCUGUGUGGAGGAUUCUGAUGAUUCAACGAGCAAGAUUACAUAUGCUGGUGCACUGCUGGAGGUCUGUAUGAGGAAACUGGUCUUCUAUCCUGAGAUUGUAGGUUUUAUAGAAGAAGAGAUGGACAAGUUUCCUUCUGUCAAAGUUCAAUAUUCUUUCAACUCGCCGCCAAAGAUGAUUAUGUUGGAUGACAAUGGUGAUCAUGCUGAAACAAUUAGAAUUGAUAACUGGAAGCGCGAACAUGUCCUGCAGUUUCUACGCGGAAAGCUCAAAUCUGCUACUAGCUAACUUGGGUGUCUCAGGAUAUCGGUUUGGCAUGGCCUUUUUGUAUUCCCCAAAUGAUAGAUACUCUUUUACCCUUGUUACUAAUUGGAUCUUCUGUUAGAUGAUAACCCCCUAUGUUCUAGUUUGGUUAAGCUCCUUCAUGAUCUGGAACUGGUUUGCCCUCUGAAAAUUAAUUGGGGUGUUGGAAUUUGAUGACUCCUUGCAUUCGCUAAGUCGUAAACUUGUAAUACGAUUACCAUUACACAUUUAAACAUAUGUUUUAGAUGUCAUUCCUUACACAUCUUAGUAUGUCAUCCAUAACUAAUGAGGAAGAUGAAGGAAACAAGGAAUUAUUUCUCCAUCAUUUGGGGUUAGCUCCCCACCUCCCUAUCAUUUGGCAACUUCUACCUCUAUCCCUCUCAAAUCGCACAAUUUCCAAUUUAAGUAUAUUUGUUAAUUUUGUACCUUAUUUUUUGGGAAAUGGUUCUACCUUAUUUUU